AUGGAUGAAGCAUUAAAAUUAUUGAAUGGAUUGAAUAAUGAUCCAAUAAAGCGAGCUAAGAUCAUUGAAUAUUUACAAAUGAAAAAAACCAUUGCUGUUUUUGCUUAUGCAUCAUUGAUUUGGAAUCCAUUUGAACAUGUCGAACAAAUAAUUCCUAAUUGUUCUUUGAUUGAUUAUACUAAAGGAUUUUUAUGUCAAGAUUUCAUCUAUCGAGGUACAACAGAAUGUACGGGCUUGACAAUGGGCUUGAAACCAUGUGAAAACAGUUAUGUUAAAGGUUAUUUGUUGAUGUCUGGUAUACAUCAAUCGAUUCCAUUUAUUGAAGCAUUCGUCAAACGUGAAACUCCAAUAGAUAAUAAUGGCUGCAAAAUGGACAUUUAUACAUAUGAUUUUCUUCCUGUAUUGAUGCCUGAUGGGAAUACUAUCGAAUGGGCAUUGACUUGUCUCGUCAAUUGUCAUAGUCAGUUUUAUAUAUCGAGAACACUUUCAAUCGAAGAACAAGCACAAAUAAUUGCUCGAUCUUAUGGAAUAAAUGGAUCCAAUUUUCAAUAUUUACACAACACCCUAAAUGCCUGUCGAAAAUUCUCUUUACUCGAUACAUUUACAAAAGAAAUGAAACAAUUAUAUGGUACUGCUGUACUUUAUCGACAUAGAUUAGUCGAGCAGGAUCGGCAAUGGCUCGACACAUUAGAUAAAUUGUCAACAAAAGACGAGCGGCAACUAGCUAUCAAAUCACGAAAGACAAAGCGUAUCGGGAUAAAAUCGCGAAAAUUACUUAGUCGGAUGUGUUCUGUAGCACCUACAACUAUGCCAACAUAUCAUCGAAUGUUAUCUGCUUAA
Rotaria sp. Silwood2 is the source of this 840-nucleotide messenger RNA. The record is from the annotation of a GenBank genome assembly. NCBI's taxonomy places the organism in Eukaryota, Metazoa, Rotifera, Eurotatoria, Philodinida, Philodinidae.